AUGCAGAGGGAGGGCGUGACGGCUUCAGCCCCGCCCCCGGGCCCUGAUUGGCCUGCAUCUUGCGGCGCGGGCGGCCGCAGCCGGGGCGAGGGAGGGGGCGCGGAACAAGGCGCUGACUGUCUUCCAUCCACCCCUUCUCGGCGCCCCCUCGGCAUCCGCGAAAACCCGGAGAAGAAGGGGAGCGCGGGCUCUCCCCGAGGCCCGCCGGGACGCGGCGCUUGCUGGCGCUCGUGGGCCUUCGGGUUGCUCGGUGCUGCGCGGGGCAGCGAACGGGGAAGCCCCGGCGGCCGGACGAGCAGGGGCGGCGCGGGAGGCCAGCCGGGCGUGCGGGCGCAGUCCCGGGGAGCGGUGGGCAGAGGGGGGACGCCAGAGGGGCUCAUCGCGGGGCACACAUUUUGCACUUUGCUAAAUGGAGGGGUCAAAAUGCCAAGACAGGAAAGAGCCAACCCGGUGCCGAGAGAUUCGAGACGCUGGGUCACCCCUCGGAGCCACAAACAGAUCGUGAAAUUUUCAGAAAGGAGUACAGAGCCUCGAAGAAACUUGUUGGCUGUAUGGAAUGGGAUCAAUCUGCUUUAG
Manis javanica (Malayan pangolin) is the source of this 576-nucleotide messenger RNA. The record is from RefSeq and is a predicted model, not a curated record. Lineage: Eukaryota; Metazoa; Chordata; Mammalia; Pholidota; Manidae.